Molecule: messenger RNA, 510 nt
Organism: Torulaspora delbrueckii
Lineage: Eukaryota; Fungi; Ascomycota; Saccharomycetes; Saccharomycetales; Saccharomycetaceae
Exons: 1
Coding region: 1-510 (169 amino acids)
Source: RefSeq, a predicted model, not a curated record
AUGGUGAUCGGUAGUCGAAUUUCUAGGAUCCAGAGCUGUACUCGUGAAGAGUUUGCUUCGUACCUAAGACAUACCGAUAUUGAUGAAUAUAACAAAUACGUUCCCGAACGCAGCUGUUGGGAUGGUCAAUUGCGAAACAAGACUUCCGAGCUGUGCCUUGACACAGAACUUCUGCUGUUUCUCAUGGCAUUAAAUGGAAUUGACAAGACUUCCGAGGAAGAAGCUACGAUGGAAGACGCAACAAGAGAGCCUCGCCUAUUCUCUACAUUGUGCACUCGUGUGAAACGGGGAAUGAGACGCACGAAACGACCGGUUUUCCGACAAAAUAAUUACGAGGUUGGUUCCCCAGUGGAAGCACCACCUUUCUACUCUGCAGUGCAGUCCGUGGUGCCCUGUUGUCCGACGGCUACGAGCGAACGCACAGUAGUGCACAAUGAGGUCUUUGCAAACCACCUUGGUAAACCAAGAUCUACUACAAACGUUCUGCGGCUCAUCGAAGCCACUGAUUAA